This is a messenger RNA of Maylandia zebra (zebra mbuna), 1557 nucleotides long. RefSeq names its product RAD51 associated protein 1 (gene rad51ap1). The record is from RefSeq and is a predicted model, not a curated record. Lineage: Eukaryota; Metazoa; Chordata; Actinopteri; Cichliformes; Cichlidae. Gene Ontology annotation, molecular function: single-stranded DNA binding; double-stranded DNA binding. Gene Ontology annotation, biological process: double-strand break repair via homologous recombination; interstrand cross-link repair.
UGGUCCGUUCAGGCGGGCUGUUUGAGAGCUCGGGGGACCGACGUACCUCACGUUAAGCUUGUGUAACUAAAGUUUUAUAGUUUACGGAUAGUCCAGUUUACAGAUAGUUCACGAAAAGUGACACUUUAACUUUGUUAUUGUGUGGAGAUCGAAAGCCUUCACGCAGCUGGAGGGAGUAGUAGUGUUGAUUAGCCGUAUCAAUGCGGUUAUUGUUAGCUGACUAAAAAGCGAGCUAUGGACCGACCAUCUAGGAAGACAAAGACUGUGAAUUACUGUGAGACCAAGGACUUCGAUGAUGAUGAGGAUUUUGCCUGUGUGAAGGCCCCACCCAGCAAAAAGGUCAGGGAGGAUGUGAAACAAGAACAGAAGAAAUCAUUAAGCAAGUCCUCCAGUCAAGAGGCCACCUCACAAUUAAGCCAGAAGAACAGAAAGCCACUGGACGAAAAGCUGUAUGAGAGGGAUCUCGAAGCAGCCAUCACGCUCUCCAUGCUCAAUAAUGCAGGUGAAGUGAAGGACCAGUCUCAUGUCAGUAGAGGAGAUGUCAAAUUUCCAGUAGAUGAAAACACAGAUCCAGCUUCUCUGCUCCUGUCCAACUGCAGUGUGGAUGGUGCAGUUAUGGGUUUGGACAAAAUCACAUCAGAGAAAGGGUCGCCUGCCCCUGCCAGGCAGAGAAAGGCUGCCUACAAAGCUACUGAGGAGCUGAAAAACAAGGAUGGUGAUGAUGAUGAUGACUAUCAACCCAAACUGACACCAGAUUCAGAAAGCGAUGAAGAUUUCAGUGAACCAUCUGAGAGCGAAGAUGACGAGUUCAAAGUAAAGAAAGCAAGCAAGACUAAAAAGAAAGAAAAAGCAACAAAGAGUGAAAAAAACAAACAGAUUCUUGCUUCUAAAAAAGAAAAGCAACCAUCAAAACCAUCAAAGCCUAAAUCGCAAGCAGCAGCAGCUUCUACCCCAGUGACAACACCUCCAACGGCCAAACCUGCCUCUAAAAGACCUGCGUCAUCCUCCACAGGCUGCACAUCGAAGCAUGCAGCCUCCCUGAGCCCAGCAGCGGGAAGAAUGCCCAAGUGGAACCCACCAGCUCAAAUUGGAAAAAGUCCCUCCACGUCCCAGAGUCCAGCAGUGAAGUCUCCCGGUCAGGGUCUGCGGCUCGGGCUCUCCCGCCUCGUUCGAGUCAAACCUUUGCACCCUAGUGUUGCAAGCCACUGACUGAACUGACCUCAGAGGUCAGGUCAUGUUGUGGUUUUUAAAGUUUUCAGUUAUUUUUACGCAGAGACUUCUAAAUAUUAAUUUCUCUUAGUGUGAUACAAAAUGCACAAUACUGAGAGGGUCUUCACCUUGAAGCUGAUGGAGCUUAAGGGUGUCCUCUUACCCCUGGAUGCUGUUUGAGGUUAAAUUCUGAAAGUGUGAGUUCAUGUCUGAAGUGUCACUUUUCUUUUCUUUUCUUUUUUUUUCGUUUUUUGGUCCUGAAUUGUUACCUGACAUGUUACCUCCACUCAAAGCACAUUUUUUGUAAAUCUUGUACAUACAUUUAAAUAAACAUAUAAAAACAGGUUA